UCGUUGCCUAUUGUUCGUCUGCUCACACUGAAAAGUGGGCGAGUUCGUGGAGAAUUUGUCCCGAAGCGCCUCCGUGGAGCUAUAGCUGCUUCGAUCAGGCAUCAGCUAACGUGCAUGCAGUGUUAUCUUUGUUGUGAUGUUGACUAAAUAUUAUGGAUUGUAGCUUGUCGUUAAUAAAUUUCAUAAUCAAAGAUCUGAUCUUGGCUCGCUCUAACCAGUCAGUGUGUUUAUUCCCUAGCUGUGACCGGUCGGUGAACGGAGUGAAGUCUAUCUCAAGUUCAUAUUUGACAUGACUUGUUUGACAGGGGCAAUGCUCAGUUGUGUCUUUGAUUGUCAACUUGUGCUCUGCAUUUAGGACCGCAAGCAACCCAAGACACUUUGUUUUGAGAUUCUAGGAGUUUAAAAAGAGUUGUUUGUAAAGUUCAACACCGCAUUUCUGGAUACUUUUUCGUGCACCGGGAAUUAUGUCGACUAUACCGUACGCCAUGCCCAGCAGUGGGCCGGGUGCGGGUGGUUUAGGUAUGGUAAACCACCCAAGUCCAUUGGUAGCUCCUACCCCAAUUCAACAAUUACCAAGCCUGCCAGGACAUCCUCACAACUUUCUAAGCCACUCUUCACCUUCACAUUCCAAUCCCUCACACACCUCAUUUUCUAUUGAAAAUAUCUUGGGACAGACUAGGGCUGCUGCAGCAGCAAACAUUCAAAAUAUCACAGCUCUCUCGCACGCCUCUCACCCUACGACGCCCACCAGACCUACGCCCACGUUCCCGGGACCUUCGUUCGGACCAUCGCCGUACGGACAGCCUCAGCAUCCUACCGGUGCUUACUACGAUCCCGCCGCCGUACCUGGCGGGCUGGCGGCAUCCUCACCGCUGACAUACAGUACGACUGGAUUUACCUCCCCCACAGCUCUGUAUCCGUACAGUAGAAACGAUUACCCGCACUCAUUCCUAGACAGAGUUGAUCACUUCUCAAAAGGUAAGGAUUAUUUCGAAAAUACAUUUAUAUCAUUAAUUGUUAGACGAAUAAAUUAAUAAGCCUAAAUUAAUGAAAAAAAGGAA
Messenger RNA from Lytechinus pictus (painted urchin), 1061 nucleotides. RefSeq names its product hematopoietically-expressed homeobox protein HHEX homolog. Lineage: Eukaryota; Metazoa; Echinodermata; Echinoidea; Temnopleuroida; Toxopneustidae. The record is from RefSeq and is a predicted model, not a curated record. Bases 465 to 1034 code for a protein of 189 amino acids. The transcript has a single exon.